UUCUGUACAGUAAAAAUGUCGCAGUACGUCAAUUUUCUACAAGGAUAGAGCUACGAAUUUGUCCGUUUUCUCCAAAAUCGGGCUCUGCCUUUCCGAAGAAGCUCUUAGGGGGCAAGUGUAGUCUUUACCCAGCGCUUGAACCCCGAUCCCUCAUCACAAUGGGUGGAGCAGUGAGCGCCGGGGAAGACAACAAUCAUCUCGUUGACAAUCUCCGAGAAGCCGAUUACAUCAAGACAGAGCAGGUGGAGAAAGUCUUCCGAGCUGUUGAUCGCAUCAACUACUACUUAGAUGGAUAUAAAGACAAUGCUUACAAGGACCUAGCCUGGAAACACGGGAACAUACAUCUCUCAGCUCCAUGCAUCUACUCUGAGGUAAUGGAAGCAUUGAAACUGGAGCCUAACUUGUCCUUUCUAAACAUUGGCAGUGGUACAGGCUACCUUAGUACAAUGGUUGGACUAGUCUUAGGGGCACAUGGUAUUAAUCAUGGUUUGGAGAUCCAUUUAGACGUGAUUGAGUUUGCCAAGGGUAGACUAGACAACUUUAUCAAGGAGUCCUCUUCCUUUGAUCAGUAUGAACUCUGUGAACCCAAGUUUGUGCAAGGUAACGGUCUACUGCUGUGUUCUGGGUGCCGUACCUACGACAGGGUUUACUGUGGUGCUGCCUGCCCAGCUGAGCAUGAAAACUACAUGAAGAAUCUCCUGAAGGUGGGCGGGGUACUAGUCAUGCCGCUGGAAGAUCAGCUAAAGCAGAUCACACGCGUCGGUCAGAGCGAAUGGGAUAGCAAGAAUAUUCUGCCAGUGUCGUUUGCUCCCCUCAUCCUCCCAUCUAUGACAGAGGGACAAAGCUUCUCAACUGUGGAACUACCUGAGGUCAACUCAAAAUCUCUACAAGACCUCUCUCGCAUCAAAAUCCGCACAAUCAUCCGGGACAUUGUCAACGUGGAGCACCCUCCAACUCAGAGCGGUAAACGGCAGCCGCGUAAGCCUCCACCACGUCGCAUGCCGAACUGCAUCAUGAUACGCAACGUCAGCAACAUGCUGGAACUCGCUGGAGAGCUGAUGAGCGACUACGACUACGAUAGCGAUGAGAUCUUAGAGGAGGAAGAAGAGGAAGAUAAAGAGGAGGAGCAGAAGGAGGAAGAGGGCGAAGACUGGAAGAAACAGGACUUUGAGACAGACGAUUCUGAGAGAGGAGAAAGACAUGGAAGUGGUGACGGAGAUUCCAAAGCGAAGGAGAAAAAUGGGAGACGCGGAAGCCAUAACGGUCGACAGAGACACCAGAGAGGUCCCGGCUACUCGCCGUCCACGUCUCGUCCAGGUAGGUAUGUGGUGGAGUUCAGUCACCACCCACCGGAGAGUAACGUCGAGGACAACCCGCAAGAGCGGGAAUCCCCAACGCCGCAGCCUGAUGAGCAGCGGAAAACCACUAUGGAGGAAUGUCUAAGCGAAGCCUUUGAAUUUGCCCGAAGUCUAAAGCGGGCAUAUGACAACGGGCCCCCGCAGGACAGAAAGCGAGUCAACGAUGGACAGAGCGAGUGUGAGUCGAUGGAAGAGAUACAGGGUGCUUGCGCUGAUGAUCCUUUGUACUCGAUGAACGAAUUGGCAGACUUUGACAAAGACCCUCACUCAUCGCCGGCUCCGCCAUCAUCCCAAAAGGAGAUGAAAAAUAAAACGGCACAAGAGGAAGUGAGGAAGUCAACACCGGAUAAUGGUCUGGCAAAACAGCAAGGUAACAUUUCUCCAAUGAUACAUACUCCACCCGAACACGACAAUGGAGACGCCAGCAAUGCAAAGUCCGUAAUGGAGGACACCUGGAGGCGGUCCCGAAGCCCGCCUCCUGUCGAUAGCAGACCCUCCCAGAUGCGACACUCUUACCCUCUCCGAAGCCGCGACCAUCAUGCACGCGGAGAGGAGAGUGGUAACUCUAGCGACAGCUCUCAAACCUCCUCCAGCGGGGUGUCUGAUGACAUGAUCUUCGAUCACCUGAAGCGUAAGAAGCGUCUUGGAAAACAGAGAAAGAAGGCUGCAGCUCCGCUGCCGUCAGGUCCAAACUACUUGAAGGAGAAAAUAGUCCAGCUUCCUCUACCCCAGUCACUCAUCUCAUAUCUCCUAUACCACCGCGAGAUAUGAAGUCAGAACAUUUGCCAAAUUGACUGGGAAAAAAGUUCAUUCGAGAGAAAAAUCUCGCCACUUGCAGUUUGAAAUGUUCCAUAAGAAGGUACUGAAAAUCACCGUAGCUUAACUUUCAAACCUAACAACUUAAUUUAUAUCGCCAUAUGUAAAGUUUACAUUAAACAAUGUGGUACAGACUUUGGUACUGAACCAUUUAAACUUGAAUUUACUUGUAUAUACAACUAAAAAGAAAAGAUUUAUAUUGUUAUGGAAUGGUUGUGAUGUGAAUUUAAAAAUGAGCUAUACUGUAGAAGACAAAAUUGUUCUACAUGUAUGACAUAAUUUAUUUUCUGCUUAAUUCUGUUUUGUGGUGUUACUUGACCGUGUUAGGAAAAACUAAUUACGAGGAAGUAAUUUAGAGGUUUGUUGGGUUGAAUUUUUUGUAUAUAUGAAACUCUAGGAGUAAUAGGGUUUAAAUGGUUUGAGAAGUGUUGAGGUUUUGUAGUUGUUUUUUUAAUCUGGCAGCCGUCUUGAAUUGCUUAGGAACAAGUCUUUGGUCUUUGAAAGAAAAAAAUGAAACAAAACGAAGCGAAAACUUAGAAUGAUAUUGACUAUAAAAGGAGAAUUCUCCAAAAGACAGUGUACAAAGCAUAUAUUCAAGUCAUUUGUCUACAAUUUAAACAAUCGUACUCUGUAAUAAAAUGAAGACUUUUGUGCAUUCAAAAGUUUUUUAGCAAGUGUAAAUGCAUUCUGUAUAUUUCCUCUUAAAAUGCAACAGCGCAACAAAAACAAAGAAAAAGUAUCUGAAUUCUAUGGUGUUGAAUUGCUUAUCAUUCUGUGACAGUGGCUUUGGAAAUAUUUUUCUUGAGUGGUUAAGAGUUUUAUACAUUGUCAAUGUUUUAAAGGUGUUAUACAGGAUUGGUAUAAGGAUACAAAUUGUUGUUAAAUUGUAGUCUGUAAGCUUAAUGGUUAUGAAGUUUAUAUUAGAACUAUUUUGGUGGCAUACUUCCCUCUGAAAUGAAGUCAUAUUUGAGAAAACUGUAUUUCAAAAACUUACAAAAAUACAGCAGCUGAUUUGGGUUGUUACAACCAAAAUUAAGAUCAUUGUGUUGACAUGCUGAAAACUGCAUGGUUUUUCUCUAUGUUCUCCUUGCUCACAACAAAUUAAGGUUUGUUGUUUUUGUUUUAUAUAUAAAUGUGGCUGAUCACACAAAACAUGAACACUGUUUGCAGCUAUUUUGUCAGCUCUACUAACCCUGUAAAACACCUUAAAGGAUAAUGCAGAUUUUCCUGUAAAAUUCAAAAUAUGCGAACAAAGGAACCAUUAUCAAAAUGUUGUAAAAAACACAGGAAUCACGAUUAAAUAAAUAUAUAUGUAACUAAAGUUAACAAAGCUCACUGAAAAGACCGUGCAACUUGUUUAUUUUGUUUUGCAAUUAUGUUGUUUUCUUAGGGCAGGUUGGGGGAAUAGUGGCUUUAAUAAACUGACUUUGAUGAUACAAGCAUGGAAUUUGGCAAACAUUCAGAGUAUGCCAGAAAGAUAUGAACAAGAUAUUUGGCUGUAGGGCCACUAGACUUUGUUCUUCUACAUAAUUACUUUUUUUGUUUUGCCUUAAAGCCAAAUAUCUUUCUCGUGACAUAUUUUGACUGUGAGCCAAGUUCCAUGCGUUGAUCAUCUAGAGCCAUGAUCCCACCACCUUCCUGUGGUACUAUUUAUUUACAACACACUUAGAUGAUUAUUGGCUUUAUAUUCUUCUUUAGAUUGUUCCCUUUAUAAAAUAGAAAGUGCUUCCUGAAUAUUUCCUACAGAAGUUUAAAGUGAAGACCAGAAUUCCAUUUUUCCCCAAAGAAAAUGAAUAGAAUGGGAUUUGAACCAACGAUCCCUUGGUUAAGCAUGCCGGCGCUCUACCGACAGCUACCUAGCCUUAUGCUGGUGUUCUCCCUAGUCAAUUUUUCUUUGUUCAAACCCUAAUCCCUCUGCUACUAGCAGGCAUAAUAUCAAAGCAAUACCAUCAAAGAUGCACAACCAAGCAAUUUUAAGUUAGAAGUUGCAAAAGAAAGUGGCAAAAUAACUCUAGAAAUUAAAGGUCAAACAUAGAAUUGGUAUUCGUACAAAAAUAAUCAAAACUCAAACUAGACUGAAAGCUCACUGAAAAUUAAGUUCAUGUCAGCACCAGUCUCCCAUAGAAAUGUUUAUGUCUGAAACGCUGUCAAGAUGCAGAAGACGUCAUAAUAACCGAAGUUAAAAACAAUGUGUUUGAGAGCUUAAAAACUGUGCAUGGUUUUUCCAAAUUUGUCUCCCGACUCUGAUAACAAACUGAGCCAAGAUUAUCAGAGAUACUGUAGGUUCAUGUAGGUGUUGAGUGACAUUAAGCCAGAACUCUGAUCUAUCGAGUUUACCAAUCCUGUUGGCCUAUAACUUGUCCUUGACCUCUGCCUUGUGUUCAUUUAUUGCCAGGAAAUGUAACUAGCUGACAACUUGUAUCGCAAAUGUAACAUUGUAAGCCUAACCUUUUUCCUGGUUGGUGAGCAUUUCACAUGGCCUUCGCUGUAUUUAAACUUGUGUACAUAUUAAAGAAACUUGCGUAAAAUAAAUUUUAAGGAAGAAGAAGUGACAAUGAUACCCCUGGAACUGAACAGGAACAUCUAAAGGCAAAGUAUACCUUUGGUUUUGGCAACAGUUCAACUGUAUAAAUGUAAUAUACAAUAAAACUAACCUGUGAAAUCAUUUCAAAAGGUGAUGGCCCGUAAUCUGGAGCAGUUUUGUCCUCAAACAGGAAGAAUAAUCCGUAAUUGGAAUAUACAAACUGAGAAGUAUUUCAUGCAGGAACAGUUCUCAGUUGUCUCUCUCUAAACUGAUAAACAUUGUCACCAGCUGAAGUGCUUCAAGUAACUAUAAAAUAAAUACUAAAUAGUAAACUUGCGAGUAUACAACCGUGUAUAAUAUCUCUUUUUAGGGAGUGUUGGCUCUGAAAAGAGCCGGUGUGGUCUCGACGUUUCAAACAGUAUACUCUACUCGUCUUUAGGAGUAUUAACCAAGGGUAUACCUCCCUUUAAGUGAACUACAUGUACCUAUCCCCUAAGAGUGUUUUAAGAUUGUCAAGCAUAAAAUAAACUUCAAACACUCAUAGUUUGUGUUCCAGUAGUUCUAUAACUCAAGACAUUGGUUUAUCAGGGCAAAUGAAACAAGUAGACUUAUUUGUUGUUAUGGUCAGGGAUUUUUUGAUUAUCAAUAUUUGUUGUCCUCUUCAAAAUUGAUGGUGUACUCCUAUAAUAUGUUUUUGUAUAUUUUUCUUGAAAGAUUUGUAACAAUUGAUAAUUGCUUGAUAUGUGUUGAUAUAAGUUAUAAAUGACAUGUUGAAUAAUAUAAAAAUUGUUGAGUAAUUGGUUAACAGCAUGGCAGAGAUUUUGUCAUUUUUAAUUAUCAUAGUAUUAGUACAGUAUCAAGUCGUCAGCUGUGCUUUAAGGUCGUUAGUUGAAAUUUCAUACUCGGAAUAACCAAAAGGUUGUAAAAAGUGAAAAAAAAAAACAUUAAUUUUUUUUUUAAAUGAGUCAAAAU
Asterias rubens (European starfish) is the source of this 5670-nucleotide messenger RNA. RefSeq names its product protein-L-isoaspartate O-methyltransferase domain-containing protein 1-like. The coding region runs from base 159 to 2129 and encodes 656 amino acids. Gene Ontology annotation, biological process: protein modification process. Gene Ontology annotation, cellular component: cytoplasm. Gene Ontology annotation, molecular function: protein-L-isoaspartate (D-aspartate) O-methyltransferase activity. The record is from RefSeq and is a predicted model, not a curated record. The transcript has 7 exons. Lineage: Eukaryota; Metazoa; Echinodermata; Asteroidea; Forcipulatida; Asteriidae.